AUGUUCGCCCGCCUCUCUACUGCUUUUGUUGUUGUUCUCGGCUUGAUGACCCUUGUCAACGCUGGAACAGUACCAGUCGCUCGCGCAGUUUAUGACCUUGACAAGCGUAACUAUGUCGCGAGAGGGGCCAACUAUGAGGUACUUCAACAAGUUGCACGCGAAGAGACUCCAGAACCAGACCCUGGUAAACCAGAACCAGACCCAGGCAAACCAGAACCAGACCCAGGCAAGCCAACACCAGACACAACCAAGGAGUAG
This is a messenger RNA of Suillus clintonianus, 258 nucleotides long. RefSeq lists its product as uncharacterized. Bases 1 to 258 code for a protein of 85 amino acids. The transcript is spliced from 4 exons. The record is from RefSeq and is a predicted model, not a curated record. NCBI's taxonomy places the organism in Eukaryota, Fungi, Basidiomycota, Agaricomycetes, Boletales, Suillaceae.